AUGUCGACCUCUGCACGCCGCCGUUUGAUGCGGGACUUCAAGCGCAUGCAAACCGAUCCGCCUGCGGGUGUUUCUGCAUCCCCCGUUGCCGACAAUGUCAUGACUUGGAAUGCCGUCAUUAUUGGCCCCGCCGACACUCCCUUCGAGGAUGGCACAUUCCGCCUGGUGAUGAACUUCGAAGAGCAGUACCCUAACAAGCCACCGGGUGUCAAGUUCAUCAGCCAGAUGUUCCACCCCAAUGUCUACGGGACUGGCGAGCUCUGUCUCGAUAUUCUCCAGAACCGCUGGAGCCCCACAUACGAUGUGGCUGCCAUCCUGACAAGUAUCCAGAGUCUCCUCAACGACCCUAACACCUCCUCUCCAGCGAACGUGGAAGCAUCGAACCUGUACAAGGACAACCGUAAGGAGUACAUCAAGCGGGUGCGAGAGACUGUGGAAAAAAGCUGGGAGGAUUGA
Molecule: messenger RNA, 456 nt
Organism: Penicillium daleae
Lineage: Eukaryota; Fungi; Ascomycota; Eurotiomycetes; Eurotiales; Aspergillaceae
Gene: ubc2
Product: E2 ubiquitin-conjugating protein RAD6
Exons: 4
Coding region: 1-456 (151 amino acids)
Biological process (GO): proteasome-mediated ubiquitin-dependent protein catabolic process; DNA repair; protein polyubiquitination
Cellular component (GO): HULC complex
Molecular function (GO): ubiquitin conjugating enzyme activity
Source: RefSeq, a predicted model, not a curated record